Onychostoma macrolepis is the source of this 1643-nucleotide messenger RNA. It is a transcript of the gene cstpp1, whose product is annotated as centriolar satellite-associated tubulin polyglutamylase complex regulator 1. The coding region runs from base 313 to 1305 and encodes 330 amino acids. NCBI's taxonomy places the organism in Eukaryota, Metazoa, Chordata, Actinopteri, Cypriniformes, Cyprinidae. The transcript is spliced from 9 exons. The record is from RefSeq and is a predicted model, not a curated record.
AAAGGCACUGAGGUUCUUACAUAAAUACAAAAUAAAUGUUUCGGGACAAAGCACAAAUAUCGACUUCCAGUGAUCCUGUAUUUUUUAAAUACGACAAUAUAGUCUAUUUAAAUAGACUAAUAUUACGUUUUACCAGCAAUUUUAGCCCUGAGCCCUAAGAAACCGUACGGAUGCUGUGUCUGGCGCAGUGCAGAGUGGGCACACUGACCGCUAAAGCAGCUUUAGAGACUCCAUUCUGAAUGGGUUACCAGCAGAGUCAUGCACCGCAUCUGCAUCCCAGCUAAGACAAAUCAUUUAAAACCAUAAAACACUAUGAAAAUGAACACGGAUCGAUUCAACCUCACUGUUGACGAGUAUCUAUCUGAAACGAAUGUCCUCUUCUAUCUCAACGAUGCAGUCACACAGCUACUUGAACAUAAAGAGGAAUACACUCAGUUCGGUGUGGUCCGAUAUUUUGCAGAAUAUUUUACCAGUGUGAAGAAUGGGAAUCAUGUGCUCUUCAGGGAAUUCAGUUACAUCAAGGCGACUCCUCAUAACAGAGAGUCUUUCAUCCAUAUCUUCUGGAAAUGCUUCAGACAGAUUGGCAAAAAUGGGGAUCUGUUGGCAAUGUCAGAAUACAGUUCACUUUUACAGCUGUUGUGUCCUGACUUUCCUAAUAAUAUGAUACAAAAUGCAGCCAGGAUUGUCCUGAUAGAUGACGCCACAGACUGUCUAAUGUCAUUCUCAGAUUUUAUUUAUUCAUUCCAAAUCCAGUUCUAUUAUGAAGAGUUUGUGGAGAGCGUGUCUGUGAUUUACCAAGACCUGCUGUCGGGGAAGAACCCAAACACCGUCAUAGUCCCGACCUCCACCUCAGUGGAGCAGUUAUCCAGCACAGCCAACGAGGAGCCAGAUGCUCAAGAAGGCGUAGACUCCUCCAUCUUUAUUGAAUGUAUAGAGGGACUUUGUGAGAGGUUUAAACACAAGUUUCCUUCCACUGUUGCCAUUAAGGAGAUCUUAGAGAGCAGUCAGCGAGUGUCUUUCUAUGGCUUCCUGAUGGCCUUGGCCAAACAUGAGGGAGUAAACCAAGACAUCGGUGCUCUUCCCAAUAAAUCGGACCUGCUGAUUGAUCCAGAGAUGGACCAGGAGCUGGAUAGACUCAUAGCUCAAGUCGCCAUCAGCCCGACUUCCAACAACAGCAGCAGCAGCGCUGUGGGACAGAAGGAAACGUCCAAGAAGGCUUCACCGCGCAAGUCCCUGCAUCAACGUAAAAGGAUCGAAAUGGAGAGCGACGGUUCUACAGAGGAGACUGACUCUUCUGAGAAUUAACAUGCACAGACAUGCUUGUUAGCGUCUUUAUGAUUUUUUUUUUUUUUGACUAUUGUUAGUGCCGGUUCACUAAUUUGAUUAGAAAAGUGGCGUUUCAAUAGUGCUGAUGUGUGUCGGUGUUCACUACUUUCUAGUUCUGUGGGCGUCUCUGUAACCCAACUACUUCCGUUUCUGAAGCAAAAAAAUAAAUAAAUAAAUUGGACAGCCAUAUUGUCUGAAAUGACAGUUAUUUUAUGUUAACAACUUCUUAGAACUGUUAGAACUAUAGAACUGUUGCAUAAAAGAAACAUUCAGUAGUAGAGUAAUUGAUCUGUGAUGGAAUUAAACCAAAGAAUAUC